Molecule: messenger RNA, 1566 nt
Organism: Penicillium daleae
Lineage: Eukaryota; Fungi; Ascomycota; Eurotiomycetes; Eurotiales; Aspergillaceae
Product: sugar porter family MFS transporter
Exons: 4
Coding region: 1-1566 (521 amino acids)
Biological process (GO): transmembrane transport; carbohydrate transport
Cellular component (GO): membrane
Molecular function (GO): carbohydrate:proton symporter activity
Source: RefSeq, a predicted model, not a curated record
AUGGGGCUCUUCAGUGUUCCUGAACUCAACACUCGGCUGGGCACUUGGCGGGCCUACCAUUUGGCAGCGAUCGUCUUCAUAUCAUCUUUCCUCUCGGCUUAUGACUCGGGAGUUGCAGGUGGAAUCCUAAGCUACAAGUCCUUUCAAAAUGACUUUGGCUACACCACCAAGCACCAGUCCAAGGUCUCGUCGCUUACAGUGGGCUUGGAGCAACUAGGAUCGUUCAUCGCCGCGCUCUUCGUGUAUCCAUUAACCAACAGAUAUGGGCGCAAAAUCACCAUUAUUGGCUCGACGGCCCUCUUCGUCAUCGGUGUGAUUAUCCAGGUCAUCAACACUCACUCACUGGCGGCUUGGUACAUUGGCCGCGUGGUGGCCGGUCUAGGUAUGGGUGGGCAGAGUGUUGUGAUUCCAAUGUACUCGGCAGAGAUGACACCCAAGGAGAUUCGCGGUCGCUGUGGUUCAUUCUAUCAGUGGCUCUACACAUGGGGAGUUUUCACUGCAUAUUGGGUUGACUAUGGCGUUGCCAAAAGCACAUCGAUUUCGGGCACAUCUCGUGAAUGGCAAAUUCCUGUGGGCCUUCAACUGAUCUCUGGAGGUAUUCUCUUCAUUGGCACUUUCACCUUGCCAGAGUCUAUUCGCUGGCUCCUGUCGCAAAACCGUACAGAUGACGCCUGGAAGUCUAUCGUUUGGAUCCGAGGUGGUGAUACGCCGAAGACCCGUGAGGAAUUCGCAGAGACUCAGUUGGGUCUUCAAGCUGAGCGGGCUGAGCGCGAGGGCUUCUCUCUCCGUGAGCUGCUUGAACCAGCCAAUCGUCUGCGAUGCCUUGUUGGGCCUCUACUGUUCAUCUUCCAGAAUGCGACUGGUAGCAGUGCUUUGGCAGUCUUUGCGCCACAGUACUUCAAGUUGAUCGCUGGUAGCGGGACAGACCGCAACAUGCUGCUGACCGGUCUGUUUGGUGCCGUCAAGGUCAUCUCAUGCACUUUCUUCAUCGUGUUCCUAGCAGAACGACUCGGUCGCCGCAUGACGUUAGUGAGUGGCUCGGCUUUGAUGUCUGCUUGCAUGUUGAUUACUGCCUUGAUCGUCGACUACGUCCCAACACAAUCUGCAACCAGUGUCACGGCAGCUGGAAGGGCGACAGUAGCUAUGAUUUACCUCGAUAUCAUGAUCUACAACUGCUCAUGGGGCCCUCUACCGUGGGCCUACGUUCCCGAGAUCUUCCCCACACGCAUUCGUGCCCUUGGUCUGGCAGUCAGUAUGUUAGCUCACUGGGCUUCAUCGUUCUGCUUCUCCUUCGCGAGUCCCUACAUGAUUUCUAACGUCGGUGCCAACACAUUCCUCAUUUUUAUGGGCUUUGACGCCGUCGCUGCUGUUUUCUGCUGGUUCUUUGUUAAGGAGACUCGUGGAAAGAACCUCGAGGUUGCUGCCGGUACGGAAUGGGAGGCGGCUGAGCGUAGCUCCUCUGAUGAUGGCGAGAAGGGUGGAGUGCUCAAUGCGGAUGGAAAGAGAGUCCAGCUCAUUAGUGUGCAUGAGAAUUUCCAUGCUAACAUCAAGCACCGGUCUUCGUGA